CCGUUGCUAUGGAAGGGCCCAACAGUCACGUGACCCGGCCUUUUCGCUAUUGAGCGCAUUUCCGUUUCCAAUGUCAUCUAUAGGAAGCCGCUUCCGGGAUAUGGCAGCCGUGUAGGAUCAUAUUAGGAAGAUUGCGCACGGCUAAAAGGACGAUCUGGGAUGAACUUUGAAGGCUUCUCAUCCCCAACCACAGAGAUGGCUGAGAUAAACCGCAUGCAGUAUGAGAUAGAUUAUACAGAAGGGAUCAGUCAGAGGAUGAGGGUUCCUGAGAUGCUUAAGGUGGCUCCAGGUAACUUAGGAGCCAACCUAAAAGCUCAGCAAGAUAUGCCCAUUCCUGGAGUAGUUAUGGAGGUGCCUGAGAGGAUUGUGGUAGCAGGUCAGAGUGAGGAGUCGCCCUUCUCAAGGCCUUCCGAUUUGGAUUUCAUCUCUGGAACUAACAUUGGGACGCUUGCACUGAAAACACCACCGAGGGUCCUGACUCUGAGUGAAAGGCCGCUAGACUUCCUGGAUUUGGAAGGACUUACACCAGCCACUCCACAAAGCGAAGAGAUACGCAGCAGUGGGCAUCUGAAGAGAGACAAAUUCUCCUCUGAGAAUGCAUUGCGGCAGAAUGGACAACUUGUCAGACACGACUCCAUCCCGACUCCGUGUGCCCCUGCAGUCUGCCUGUGCCCCGCUCCCUCGCCCCCUGCAGUUGGAGCAGAUCUUUUCUCUGCCCGUGGCAUUCUGUCGCUCUUCCAGACCUCCACCCGCAGGGCUUAUCAGCAGGUCCUUGAUGUGCUGGAUGAAAACCGCAGGCCAAUCUUGCGUGGUGGAUCUUCAACCUCUGCUCCUGUCACCCAUCAUGAUAACCCCAGGUCUGCAAUGUCCACAUUAGACACAACCUUGGACGCCACAGCAGAUGAUUUAGCUUUAGCAGAUGCAGCUUCAUUAAGGAGGCAGAUAAUCAAACUGAACAGACGUCUCCUGCUGCUAGAAGAAGAAAACAAAGAACGAGUCAAGCAUGAAAUGACCAUGUAUUCUAUCAUCAUCAUCUUCGGACUCCUAAACAGCUGGCUGUGGCUCCGGCGCUAAAGCCCCUGGGCUUCCAUUGGGAGGGAAUUUAAAAGCUCCUGAAAACCUUGCAGUACCACUUUAUGUGGUGGAUUUUGGGAACUUCUCUAUUUACAGCACAAACCACUGCUCACCUAUAAUAAAGACUAUAUGCAGUGGGCAAA
Xenopus laevis (African clawed frog) is the source of this 1217-nucleotide messenger RNA. RefSeq names its product mitochondrial fission factor S homeolog (gene mff.S). Bases 160 to 1074 code for a protein of 304 amino acids. Gene Ontology annotation, biological process: mitochondrial fission; positive regulation of protein targeting to membrane; positive regulation of mitochondrial fission. Gene Ontology annotation, cellular component: cytoplasm; mitochondrial outer membrane; peroxisome. Lineage: Eukaryota; Metazoa; Chordata; Amphibia; Anura; Pipidae. The transcript has 8 exons. The record is from RefSeq and is a predicted model, not a curated record.